Messenger RNA from Volvox carteri f. nagariensis, 1212 nucleotides. RefSeq names its product mitochondrial ribosomal protein L21 (gene mrpL21). The coding region runs from base 1 to 1212 and encodes 403 amino acids. The transcript has 3 exons. NCBI's taxonomy places the organism in Eukaryota, Viridiplantae, Chlorophyta, Chlorophyceae, Chlamydomonadales, Volvocaceae. Gene Ontology annotation, cellular component: ribosome. The record is from RefSeq and is a predicted model, not a curated record. Gene Ontology annotation, molecular function: RNA binding; structural constituent of ribosome. Gene Ontology annotation, biological process: translation.
AUGGCGAUGCGCUCAGCACUCCUGCAGCUUUCUGACAGCGUGGGCGUAGGAAUUCUUGGCCUCAAUCGUUCUUGCUGGGGUGCCAGCACUAGUUCUAGCUCGCCGCAGGAGGGUUGGCUGGGUCUCCGACUUUUGCGCACGCUUGCCGAUUGCAACGCUUAUUUACACCCACAAUUACAGAAUAUCUUAACGACACCAACCAGGCAGCAGCAUGCCGUUCCAGGUCCAUGUCGCUGGCCCCUCGCGAGCGGCAUGGUCAUCAAUGUGCGUGGCUACAAGAGCAAUAAGCGGUCGCUCAAGCCCAUGAACACAGCUGCCAGCUGGCAGGCUAUCCAGCCGCUCGUGAUGGAGCAGCAGCAGCGGCAAGAGGUGCUUGGCGGGACAAGUAAACCGCAUCGGCGGCGAUGGCAGCCUAGAUUGGGCCCCAUCGUCGACACCUGCCUCCCCGCAAUUCCUAAGGUGCUCAUACCUGCUGAGUACAAACGCGUAGGCGUCAUCAUGGGCCAGUACAGCUUGAAGCCCGAGCGGACGUUUGGGAUCGUGCAGUUGGCGGGUUCACAGUUCAAGGUCACAACCGACGACAUCAUCUUCGUAAACCAACUGACGGACGUAGAGGUCAACGACGUCCUGGCGCUUGACCGCGUCAUGCUGCUUGGCUCUCGGGCUGAAACCAUUGUCGGUCGGCCCUACAUACCAGGCGCGACCGUGCUCGCAGCAGUCGAAGAGCACUUCCGCGACGGCAAGGUGCACGUGUUCAAGAAAAAGAGGCGGAAGCGGUACAAAAAGUACCAGGCUCCGCGCGCAAACCUCACCACGCUGCGGAUCUUGCAAAUCCGAGGAAUCCUGCCUGCCCCGGGGGACGAGCUGGCAAUGGUUCCAGAGCUGCCAAUCGAGCCAGUACAGCCCCAGUUCGCCGCGCGGCUGCCAGCCCAGCUUGACGUCGCUGCGGCAGAUGAUGAUGGUGAGGGGGAAGAAGAGGAAGAGCUGCAAUUGCAGCAGCAGGAAGUACAGAGGCCACCAAGAGAUGGAGCGAUGGAUUCCCGUCAGAUGAAGUCACUGGGUACCGUACCGUUAUGCUGUCGCGUCUGGCUGGAAAAGGAUGGUUCUGUGUGUAUCUGCGGUAGGGUUCGCAAGCAAUCAAAACACAUGCCUCUAAAGGGCUACUACGGCAACUCAGGCCAGAAUCCUCCUCUCAUGGUGAUACAGCGAUGA